ACUGCCUUUCACUACACCACUCUCCAACCAUCGCCCCCCAGCGAAACCACCCACCACCCACACCCGCAGACAUGGGCAGGCCAGCUGUGCACCAGGCGUCGGAGCGCCAGUUCCUCGACGAGCGCGGGUCGUCGUCGCGGCUGGCGCCCAACGGCCUCAACCCGGCGCGGAUCAUGGAGAAGGCCGUGGUGGACCGCAUCGUCGACAGCUACUUCUGGAAGGAGCAGUGCUUCGGGCUCAACGAGGCCGACAUUGUCGACCGCGUCGUCGACCACGUCCACUUCGUCGGUGGCAUCACGGGCGCCUCGCAGAAGCCGACGCCGUUCCUGUGCCUGGCCUUAAAGCUGCUGCAGCUCGCGCCCGGCGACGACGUGCUGGCCGAGUACCUACACUUUGGCGGCGACAAGUUCAAGUACCUGCGCGCCCUCGCCCUCUUCUACGUCCGCCUGACCCGCACCCCCAAGGAUGUCUACGCCACCAUCGAGCCCUUCCUCGAGGACUACCGCAAGCUGCGCCGCAAGGGCCGCGCCGGCACGUCGCUGACGUACGUCGACGACUUUGCCGACGACCUCCUCGUCAAGGACCGUGUCUGUGCCACCAGCCUAUACAAGCUCACCAAGCGCGACGUCCUGGAGGACCUCGACCUGCUGUCCCCACGCGUCAGCCCCCUGGGUGACCUCGAGGACUUGCUGGAGGAGGAGGAGGAGGAGGAGGAGGAGGAGGAGGGAGAGGGAGGGGAGGAGGAGGAGGUAAAAAGGAGGAGGAAGAAGAGCGAGACACGCUCGAUCGCUCAUCCCGCGAGCCGGCCGACGUCUCCAUGACCAAUGGGGACGACCGAGACGACAGUAGAAGCAACCGCAACGACGACAGUCGCGACGCAGCAUCAUGACGACACAGGAAAGGAGCGUCUGAAUACACAUAUCUUUCCAGCUUUGCCCCAACUCCAACGAACUCGGGUACACUUUCGCGUAUCGACGCGGCAUGUGCGGCGGCGAUGGCACGGACAACAGUGCGCCGUGUCGUAAGUGCCACGGGAGGUCGGUGGAACGAAGAAGCGCCAAUGCUGCGUGGCCGAGCAGUUGGCCGCAAGCCGAGGCCAUAUGGCCAUUACACGCCAGCACACCCCGUUCUUGGCCAGGGUAGGCAGGAUACCACGGCAAAUUGGGAGGAGCACGCUCCCAGGAGUUGUGUGCUGAGAUGUGGAAUGACAAGCCGGCGGCAAGGGCUGCGUGAUGACGAGGGACCACAGAUCGUCCGUUUCUGUCGCCAGUUUCUAUCCACAUAUUGUACCUAUGCCACAAAAGAAGCGACGGUGGUAUUAAUGCCCUACAGCUCAGAGAGUUGGCACAGCCAGGGGAAGCAAGAUUUUUGUCAAUAUCGUAAUAUAAAAAUUUCACAAAUC
This is a messenger RNA of Gaeumannomyces tritici R3-111a-1, 1402 nucleotides long. RefSeq names its product pre-mRNA-splicing factor 38A. The transcript has a single exon. The record is from RefSeq and is a predicted model, not a curated record. NCBI's taxonomy places the organism in Eukaryota, Fungi, Ascomycota, Sordariomycetes, Magnaporthales, Magnaporthaceae. The coding region runs from base 72 to 821 and encodes 249 amino acids. Gene Ontology annotation, cellular component: precatalytic spliceosome.